Molecule: messenger RNA, 2061 nt
Organism: Alternaria atra
Lineage: Eukaryota; Fungi; Ascomycota; Dothideomycetes; Pleosporales; Pleosporaceae
Exons: 11
Coding region: 1-2061 (686 amino acids)
Biological process (GO): proton transmembrane transport; ATP metabolic process
Cellular component (GO): proton-transporting V-type ATPase, V1 domain
Molecular function (GO): proton-transporting ATPase activity, rotational mechanism; ATP binding
Source: RefSeq, a predicted model, not a curated record
AUGCCUGAAGUUGUGGACCCCCGCAUGAUUUCGGUGACGCCUAGGAUACGAUACAACACUAUCGGCGGCGUCAACGGUCCAUUGGUUAUUCUCGACAAUGUCAAAUUCCCGCGAUACAACGAGAUUGUCUCCCUGACUCUGCCCGAUGGCACUGAGCGCUCUGGUCAGGUCCUUGAAGCUCGAGGCAACCGCGCCGUCGUCCAGGUCUUUGAAGGCACAUCUGGUAUCGAUGUCAAGAAGACCAAAGUUGAGUUCACUGGACACAGCUUGAAGCUCGGUGUGUCUGAGGACAUGUUGGGCCGUAUCUUCGAUGGUUCAGGAAAGCCCAUCGACAAGGGCCCCAAGGUGCUCGCCGAAGACUACCUUGACAUCAACGGUAGUCCCAUCAACCCAUACUCGCGAGUCUACCCCGAGGAAAUGAUUUCCACCGGUAUCUCCGCUAUCGACACGAUGAACUCGAUCGCCCGUGGCCAAAAGAUUCCCAUCUUCUCCUCGUCCGGUCUACCCCACAACGAAAUCGCCGCGCAGAUUUGCAGACAGGCUGGUCUUGUCGGAAAGCCUUCCAAGGGUGUACACGAUGACCACGACGACAACUUCUCCAUCGUCUUCGGUGCCAUGGGUGUCAACUUGGAGACCAGUCGCUUCUUCACACGCGACUUCGAGGAGAACGGCAGUAUGGAGCGUGUCACCCUGUUCCUGAACUUGGCAAACGACCCUACUAUCGAGCGUAUCAUUACUCCCCGUCUCGCCCUUACAACAGCCGAAUACUACGCCUACCAGCUCGAGAAGCACGUCUUGGUCAUUCUCACCGACUUGUCUUCCUACUGCGAUGCGCUACGUGAGGUCUCCGCUGCCCGAGAAGAAGUGCCCGGUCGUCGUGGUUACCCUGGUUACAUGUACACGGAUUUGUCUACCAUUUACGAGCGUGCUGGACGUGUUGAGGGCCGUAACGGAUCGAUCACUCAAAUCCCCAUUCUGACUAUGCCUAACGACGAUAUCACGCAUCCCAUUCCUGAUCUGACUGGUUACAUUACGGAAGGUCAAAUCUUCAUUGACCGUCAACUCGACAACAAGGGUAUCUACCCUCCGAUCAACGUCCUUCCAUCCCUCUCUCGUCUCAUGAAGUCUGCUAUCGGUGAAGGCCGCACACGGAAAGACCAUGGCGAUGUUUCCAACCAGCUGUAUGCGAAGUACGCCAUUGGUCGUGACGCCGCCGCCAUGAAGGCAGUCGUCGGAGAGGAGGCCUUGUCCUCAGAAGACAAGCUGUCGCUCGAGUUCCUCGAGAAGUUCGAGCGCUCUUUCAUCGCCCAGGGUGCUUACGAGUCCCGCUCCAUCCACGAAUCUCUCGACCUUGCCUGGUCGCUGCUUCGUAUCUAUCCUAAGGAACUCCUCAACCGUAUCCCAGCCAAGGUUCUCGACCAGUACUACCAGAGGAGUCGGGGCGGUGACGAUGGUGAGAAGAAGAAGGGCAGCAAGGAUACCAGGGACAACUCGGGUGAGAACGGCCAGCAGGGCGAGAACUUGAUUGACGUAGGAGCACCAGGCAAGAUCUGGUUUCAUCCCAAAAUCCCCCUCGUGGACCAGGUGGGGAUCCGCAACGAUAUACGAAAUCGUUGGGACCGCACCUCGGUGGUCGAGCAGUUCGCCUUUGGGCUGUGGAAUGAGUUCUUUCUCCCGCCAGGAGCCACGGGCACCCUGGCGUUGGUGACUAAGAGCUGGCAUCAAUGGGAGAUGCCUCACUUCACGGUCGCUCUGGUGUUUCUGUUCGGCACCACGAGAAGGACCCAGCACUGGGCCACAGCCCAUGUGUAUUUGGAUUUCUCGGAGUCCGUAUGCACGGUGAUGGAUGGGGCGCGGAGGUGCUGGGUCAAGGAGCUAUGGGCUGAGGACUGGCAGGUUUGGGACGUAAGCGAGAGGAGAGAGACCGGCGCACAUACACAGACCGCCGAGGGCGCCGAGGGGGGAAUUUCCCCCCCUCUAUCCGCCGGAAUGGAGUCCCUUCUCAACGAUGUUGCCACAAUUCGCUUGAUGGUUCCUUCGCAGAUCAAGCCAUUGUAUUAA